CUAUAUAGUAAUAACCAGCUCUGAAAUGCUCCUAAGAAGUUAAAAAAAACAAUAGUAUCUUCUCUUGAUUUCUACCGUAAGGACAAGAUAAGAUACUUGGAGUUGCCCAUAUAUGUCUUUUAUACAUAUAUGGAGUUGCCCCUGUAUGUAUCGAACAAUCAAUGUGUCAAAAUGACCGGCACCGGUGCCGUUUAUUCAAGUUGACUGACAUACGUCAUUAACAUAACCUAACUUAUUCUCAAAAACCAUUUUUUGCAAAAAACCACAAUAACAAAGUAAGCAUGUCCGAUUUAAAGGCACGCCGUGAAGCUCGAAUGCAAAAGAUUAUGGAAAAUUCGGCCUCUCGUUUAAAAAAAAUAACAAGCGUAACAGAAUGCGACGACACCACGACAGACCACCUGAGCAUCCACACGAACGGACUAAGCAGUACAAAUUCAACACUUCCCCACUGUUUAACUGAAACCAAAACGUUUCCCAUUAACGAAGUUACAAAUUCAACACUUCCCAACAAUUUAACCGAAACCUCCUUUCCUACUAAUGUAGCUGACAUACCUUCAACAUUUGACGAAUUAUUACCGGUGCAGGCGAGAUCUAACAACGUACGCGAAUUGGUGCUAAUACUACUUGGUUUAUUGACGAGACUCGUGUAUCUGAUCUCGCAACAGUUUGUCACGUUCGAAGCAUUACAACAGUAUAGUUUGAAUAACAUUUUUGUACCAUACUUUCUAUUCGAGGUAUCCGAGUAUACAUUUUUUAAACCCUUCCUUCCACCUUUCCCUUACGAGGGUUUAUUAGGUAUGCUCAAUUUGGGUAUAAGCCGUGAAUAUAUAGAAAAACUGUUAAUAGUCGUUAAAAUAUUCACGCGUAUGGUACAGGAUCUCACGAUCUAUUUAUUUACAUUUGUUUGCUUCGAUCAAGUCUUAGAUUGUUUCUUAAUACGUCAGGAAAUAAGAGUCUAAUAUUUUUAAUUCUAUUUUUAUAAAUUUAUAUUUAAUAAUGUAUGAAAAAAUAAAGAAAACUUAAUUACU
Messenger RNA from Photinus pyralis (common eastern firefly), 1028 nucleotides. RefSeq lists its product as uncharacterized. The record is from RefSeq and is a predicted model, not a curated record. The transcript has 2 exons. Bases 282 to 959 code for a protein of 225 amino acids. Lineage: Eukaryota; Metazoa; Arthropoda; Insecta; Coleoptera; Lampyridae.